Dothidotthia symphoricarpi CBS 119687 is the source of this 1049-nucleotide messenger RNA. RefSeq lists its product as uncharacterized. The record is from RefSeq and is a predicted model, not a curated record. The transcript is spliced from 2 exons. The coding region runs from base 325 to 984 and encodes 219 amino acids. Lineage: Eukaryota; Fungi; Ascomycota; Dothideomycetes; Pleosporales; Dothidotthiaceae.
GCAAAUGAUACCUUCUAUUCAUGAUCAUUUUUAUUGAGUAAUAUAACAGAAUAAACCAAGACAAAACACAACCCCGACAAAUUACAGAAAGACACAAUCAGAAAAACCACACAAUACUAGGAGACAAUCUUUCUCCUUCCCGCCCGUCAACCCCUAUACUCGACAACCUAGCUAGGCGUCCCACACCCGCCACAGGCCUGCCUAGCCCAGUGGUUUAUCCGUCCGCAAGCAUAGCACGUCCAGGUCCUCCCUCCACCGUCGUGGGAUGAGUGCGCUGGCGCCGACAAGGCGACGGGUGUCCACGUUGUCGUCGUCGUCCUCGUGAUGACUUCCUUCGUCGUCUGCUGGACCACCAUAAGCGGCGGAGCAUCGACAGACCUAGGCGCCCUCGUAGGCGCCACAGCUACACAUGCAGCCGCAGCAACAGGCCUGCUCGACUUCUUCGACGUCGCUGCGGGCGUACGCCGGAGCGUCUGUCGGAGCGUCUGUCGGAGCGUCUUUCCCCCCAUGGGGGCACCGACGGUCGAUCCCCUCGACGGGACGGGAUCGCUGGGCCGCACACUAGCCGCCCGAGAAACAGUGGAUGGGACAGGCUGUCGGAGCGUCUGUGGGAGCGUCCUGGCUCCCCAGAUACUGCCGCUCGAUCCCCGCGACGGAACGGGAUCGCUGGGCCGCACACUAGCCGCCCGAGAAACGGCGGAUGGGGCGGGCUGUCGGAGCGUCCUGUCCCCUAUGGAUGCACCGACGCUCGAUCCCCGCGACGAGACGGAGUCGCUGGGCCGUAGAGUGGUCGACGACACCCACGAGGCGGUGCGGGCAGCCGAGGAUGAGGACGAGGACGAGGCGAUUGGCUUCUCCUCGAUGAAUCCCAUUGCGCGUGAAGCGGCGAUUGCGGCGUGGGAGCGGUUGUCGAUGUUGAUGAGGUUCAGUUGGAACAUUGUUUUGGUGUGGUGUGGUGUGGUGGAUUGGGAAGGUGGUGGUUAAAGGUUAAGGGGGAUUAUUGGUACUCGUACUUGAGUCUUGGUUAUAAGAGUAUCAGUUGAUAAGUC